Argentina anserina (silverweed cinquefoil) is the source of this 1930-nucleotide messenger RNA. RefSeq lists its product as uncharacterized. The record is from RefSeq and is a predicted model, not a curated record. NCBI's taxonomy places the organism in Eukaryota, Viridiplantae, Streptophyta, Magnoliopsida, Rosales, Rosaceae. The transcript has 10 exons. Bases 69 to 1514 code for a protein of 481 amino acids.
UUAAAAUAGGCAGAGAAGACCGGAAAGCAUAUUUUAAUAAACUUCCCUCGACUCUAGAGAGAGUAGCAAUGACCCUUGUUCAUCUCUCGUUCGUUGUUUCCUGUCUCUUAAUUUCAUUCUCCUGUUCAUCAACUUCCGGAAUCACUCUCAAAGGUAUUGAUAUUGAAAACCCACAAGUAGAUGUCAACCCAGCACGGCCUUCUGGCUCCAAAGAUGCUUUGUUUUGUGAACGGGUUCGAGUUUCUGGAAUAUCUAGAUCCAAACUUGGGAGCUAUGCAAAUUCCUUUCGGAUUGCUCUGUCUCCGUCUGUGCUAGUCCCAGAGAGAUUGCAUAGCAAAAUUGAGGUCUGUUUUCACGGUAAUGCUUCGGUUGGACACUGUCAGUGUAGAAAGGACGAGUGGAAAUCUCUUGAUAAUGGCCUAUGGGAAGCUGUCAUGUCCCCCUAUGAUGAAAGAUACAUCGAUGUCAAGUACAUUGGCGAUUUUCUUGGCUCGUCCACCAUCACGGUUGAAGAAGUUUCUCAGCAAUGGCGCCUUUGGUUUCUGGCAGUCGGCUUCAGUUUACUAUUGCUGGCACCGAGCAUCAGUAAUUGGGUUCAUUUUUAUUACAGCACUUCAAUGGUUAUAGGAGUUUUUAUGGUCAUUAUAUUCCUUCUCUUCCAGGGAAUGAAAUUGCUGCCAUUUGGAAGAAAAAACUUCUUGUAUCUUGUUACUCUAUAUGGAUCAGUGCUUGGAAUUGGAUCUUAUCUUUUUAAUCACUUCUCUGCCAUGGUAAAUUCAAUUCUUGUAAACUUUGGGAUAAGCGAGGACAUGCAUAAUCUGAUAUCUAAAUUUUUAUUGGGGGCUAUCAUCCUUACGGGUGCUGCACUAGGUUUCUGGAUUGGGAGGAAGCUUUUCAUCUCAAAGGAUGGAACAGUAGAUAUUGUUGUAGCCCAAUUUGCUAUGUGGGCAAUCCGCUUUUUUGGAAUCACAUUCAUCUCUCAGAGCACUCUCGAUACUCCUUUGGCUAUUGGGGCGUUGAUUUCCUGCUCAGUGAUCUGCAAAUUUAUCAGUUCUCUAAAAUGGCAUUGCAGAAUAAAUGAGUUUAGUAAUGCGAGUGGGAGUCCCUCAACGCAGAAAGGAAGACAUAGUCCAGAGUUCCUUAGCAGGUCCAGCCCACUAGAGGCAUGGAACAGAACAAGGGGUGCAUCUGCUUGGUCUGAUUCUCCUGUUAGAGGUGUUGUGUCGCCAUCUUUUAGCACAUGUAAUCAACAUGAGUACUAUUCAACCUUCCAUAAGAUGCGAAGCCGAAAGAAGUUCACAAAGAAAGAGUGGGAUGAUUUUACACGGGAAUCAACCCGACAAGCUCUAGCAGAAUGGGCAGCAUCUCCUGAAUUCACCAAUUGGGUUAUUGAGCAUGCUGACCGCAUAAAAAUCCUUCCAAACGAUAGUUCAGAUGAAACUGUGGGAAGUGAAUCUGAUUCUACUGAUGAGAAUGUCGUGGGUAGCACGGAUCGGUGUGGUUUUCUAUGGUAGUGGUCAACAUAGAAUGUAUUGCAGUUUAGGUUGUCUUAGUACCUGCUGAUGUAUAUCACACAGAUUUGGAGUGCCUGCGGAACUACGUGUAAAACUAGUAUAGAGCUGGGUAGGAAACUAGGUACAACUGGGCGUCUCAAUUUUUUCACCAUCCAAUUAUGGUGAGCAAACCCAAGUUCUAGUAAUUAAUCAUACUUUCGGUCAGUUAUUGUUAAAUGUAGUAGCUGCUAUUAGUUUAAGGCACAUAGAAGCUGCCGUAAAAGUAACUAUUCCUAGGUCCAGUUUGGCACAGAUGUGUUGUGAGCAGAAUUGCUUUUGAAACUGUUGUUAAAAAAAUUAGUUGGGGUGUUUGAUAAACUAUUUUGGAAAUUGGUGUGAGACUGAAAAUCAAUUCUAAGUGUUUUAUUUUACAAGCA